UCCAACUAUUCCUUUUGCAGUUUUGACUUAAAUUUCACUUUGCAUUGUCUGUUCACUUAGUUAAUUUGUAAUUACUACAAAAAUAUGAUGGCCAACACCGUGAAUCGCAUUUUCAAGCAAAGCCUCAAUGGUACUUUCACUAAGCCUAUCACAAGAUGCUUGUCACUUUCAGCAACAAACAACAAAAAAGUUGCAAUUUUGGGUGCAUCAGGAGGAAUUGGUCAACCUUUAUCUUUGCUUAUGAAGCAGAACCCUGGAGUUUCCCACCUUGCGUUGUAUGAUAUCAUGAAUACCCCAGGAGUUUCUGCAGAUUUGAGUCACAUUGAUUCACAAGCAAAAGUUACAGGACAUACUGGAGAUGCUGAAAUUGCUGAGUGUCUCAGAGGGGCUGAUGUUGUUAUCAUGCCUGCUGGCGUCCCGAGAAAACCGGGGAUGACUAGGGACGAUUUGUUCAACACAAACGCAAGUAUUGUAGCAUCUCUAGCAAAAUCUUGCGCUGAACAUUGCCCAGGUGCGUUUCUUGGAAUUAUUUCUAAUCCAGUAAACUCCACUGUACCUAUUGCAUCUGAAAUGUACAAACGGCAAGGAGUCUACAAUCCCAAUAAAAUCUUUGGUGUUACUACUUUGGAUGUUGUACGAGCUAAUGCUUUUAUCGCUGAAGCAAAAGGACUUAAUGUUUCAACAGUUAAUGUACCUGUAAUAGGUGGUCAUGCUGGUAUUACCAUUAUUCCCUUAAUUUCAAGUUGUUCUCCAUCUGUAUCUUUUGAUGCUGCUGCGCUCAAAGCUAUAACGGAGCGUAUUCAAGAAGCAGGUACAGAAGUGGUGAAAGCUAAAGAUGGUGCAGGUUCUGCAACCUUAUCCAUGGCGUACGCAGGGGCACGUUUUGCAUCAUCCUUACUCGAUGUUCUUGCUGGUAAAGAUGGAGUUGUAGAAUGUGCCUUUGUGAGAUCAGAUGUUACAGAGGCUUCGUAUUUUUCAACUCCUUUAGUGCUCGGACCUGAAGGUAUCGAAAAGAACUUGGGUCUCGGAAAUCUGUCUGAUUUCGAAAAAGAACUUGUCAAAGCAUGUGUGCCUGAACUUCAAAAAUCUAUCAAGAAAGGAGAAGAAUUUGCAGCCAAUUUUAACUAGGACAAUUUCUAAUUCUUCAAAACAAUUUAUGAAUAAUAUUGGGUUCCAAUUUUCAGUUCCAUAUAAACCAUUGUUCAAUGAUUAUUUAUUGCAUUUUGCAUUCUAGGUCGUGCAUAGACUUUUCUGAUAAGAUAUUUUGCCUCAACAACUAAGGUUUUUGUUUAUAAAAAGCUUUUAGAUUGUUGUGAUUCAUUUCCAUAUUUCUAAUCUCGGGGAUGUCCAAGUCGAUUUGAAUAUUAGAAUACAUUAUAAUAAAUAUAAAUUGUAUUCUAAUGAGCCAAUUUAAAUCAGCAUUUGGCACUCUGAUAUCUCAUCAGAUAUAUCUCCACUAUCGCUAUUUUAAACAUAGCUGAUUUCAGGAUACAUUCAUUAUUUAAUGCAAAUAUAUUUACUAUUAAUGUAUUUUGAAUAGUUCAAAUUAUUCGGUUUUGAUCAUCUCUGAUCUCCAUGCAGAUUUUGGCAAUCCGGUAUAUAUCCCUGUUCAUUGAAUUUCAUGGUUUAAUUUUGCGCCACAAUGCGACUGUAAAUCGUAGUCGUUUAAUGUGCUAAUUAUUUGGACAUAGUAUUGAUACAAUGCCUAUUGAUGAUUAUAUAAUUUCGCUAAAUUAUUCAUUAAUUUGCCUAG
This is a messenger RNA of Styela clava, 1753 nucleotides long. Its product is annotated as malate dehydrogenase, mitochondrial-like. The record is from RefSeq and is a predicted model, not a curated record. Gene Ontology annotation, molecular function: L-malate dehydrogenase (NAD+) activity. Gene Ontology annotation, cellular component: cytoplasm; mitochondrion. Lineage: Eukaryota; Metazoa; Chordata; Ascidiacea; Stolidobranchia; Styelidae. Gene Ontology annotation, biological process: tricarboxylic acid cycle; malate metabolic process.